CUCCCCGCGCAGUGAGCGGCCUCUCCCCUCGCCUCCCCCCGCCCCGCCUCGCCCCAGCAGCGCGUCCCCGGGCCGCGAUGUCGGGGGGAGCCGCGGACGGCGCACCCCCGGCACCCCGCUUCUUGGCUCCCCCGCCGCCGCCCCCCAAGAACGGUUCCAGCUCGGACAGCUCCGUCGGGGAGAAGCUGGGAGCCGCCGAGCACGCGGCCUCCGGGACCGGCGGAGCGAGCGGCGGAGCGGGGAGCGGAGGCCGUAGCGAGGAGUAUCGCCGCCGCCGCCACACCAUGGACAAGGACAGCCGAGGGGCGGCAGCCACCGAGCACCGCUUCUUCCGCCGGAGCGUGAUCUGCGACUCCAACGCCACGGCCUUGGAGCUGCCUAGCCUGCAGCCCGCCGCGCCCUCGGCUCCCGUGUCGGGAGGCAGCGCCGCUCCCUUGGUCUCUCCUCCCGAGUGCGUCCGCACCACUUGCAUCGUCGUCGGCGCCUCGCAGGCCCCCUCGCUGCUGCAGCAGCCUCCGCCGCCAGUCCCGCUUCCCCUGGAAGGACGCUCUGGCCAGGAGCCCCCUGCCACCAAGGAUGCCGCCCCGCUACUGCCCAAAGAGGAGGAGGAUGAGGCCGCCGCUCUGCCCCCCACCAGCGCGGCUGGCAGCACGUCUGCUGCCAGCCGGGAGUUCGAGGAGCGGAGGACACAGCAGGAGGACAUAGAGGAGCUGGAGACCAAGGCAGUGGGCAUCUCCCCUGACGGCCGCUUCCUGAAGUUUGACAUCGAGAUUGGAAGAGGCUCUUUCAAAACUGUAUAUAAAGGACUGGAUACUGAUACCACUGUGGAAGUCGCCUGGUGCGAGCUGCAGGAUCGGAAACUAUCCAAGUCAGAGCGACAAAGAUUCAAAGAGGAAGCUGGAAUGCUGAAAGGGCUUCAGCAUCCCAAUAUUGUCAGGUUCUACGAUUCCUGGGAGUCCACAGUCAAAGGAAAAAAAUGUAUUGUCCUUGUGACAGAACUCAUGACAUCUGGAACAUUAAAAACGUAUCUGAAAAGAUUUAAAGUGAUGAAAAUCAAAGUACUACGGAGCUGGUGUCGUCAGAUACUGAAAGGCUUACAAUUUCUACACACACGCACUCCUCCCAUUAUUCACAGAGACUUAAAAUGUGACAACAUCUUCAUUACUGGCCCCACUGGUUCAGUCAAGAUUGGAGACCUCGGACUGGCGACCCUGAAGCGAGCUUCUUUUGCCAAAAGUGUGAUAGGUACCCCAGAGUUCAUGGCCCCCGAGAUGUAUGAGGAGAAAUAUGAUGAAUCCGUUGAUGUAUAUGCUUUUGGGAUGUGUAUGCUAGAGAUGGCAACGUCUGAGUAUCCUUAUUCUGAGUGCCAAAAUGCCGCGCAGAUCUACCGUCGAGUGACCAGUGGUGUCAAGCCUGCCAGCUUUGAUAAAGUAGCGAUCCCUGAAGUGAAGGAGAUUAUUGAGGGAUGUAUUCGGCAAAACAAAGGCGAAAGAUAUGCUAUUAAGGACCUUUUGAAUCAUGCUUUCUUCCAAGAAGAGACUGGAGUACGGGUAGAACUAGCAGAGGAAGAUGAUGGAGAAAAAAUUGCCAUUAAACUCUGGCUGCGAAUUGAAGACAUCAAAAAACUUAAGGGCAAAUACAAAGAUAAUGAGGCAAUAGAGUUUUCCUUUGACUUGGAGAGAGAUGUCCCAGAGGAUGUAGCACAGGAAAUGGUGGAAUCUGGCUAUGUCUGUGAAGGGGAUCACAAGACAAUGGCGAAAGCUAUCAAGGACAGGGUAUCUUUGAUUAAGCGAAAGCGAGAGCAGCGUCAGUUGGUGCGAGAAGAACAGGAGAAGAAGCUUCAGGAAGAAGGUAGUCAGAAGCAGCAGCUGGAGCAACAGCAACCCUCAAGUGCUUCCCAUGCAGGGUCAAAGCAUCCCGUAUCUGUCAGUGGUACUACUCCUGUCCCCACUACUUCAGCAUCUGUUUCUACUCAAGUGGAGCCUGAAGAACCAGAAGCUGAUCAACACCAACAACUGCAGUUCCAGCAACCCAGUAUAUCUAUUCUUUCUGAUGGAGCAGUUGACAGUGGCCAAGGGUCAUCUGUUUAUACUGAAUCAUGUGUGAGCAGUCAACAGACUGUGUCGUAUGGUUCCCAGCAUGACCAGCCAAUCUCAACAGCUGCAGUCCAGGGGUAUGCAGCUUCAGUUGGCCAAGUGCAGUCACAGCAGCAUGGAGGAUAUCAGCCACCUACAGUGCCUCAACGUGGUCGUAGCAUGUCAGUUUGUGUUCCCCACCUUCCUGCUCUUCCCUCUAUGUCCUGCAUCCCUCUCAGUGCUCCUUGCACCCCACCACCAGCGCUGUCUGCACCUCUCUCUCCUUUCUACCUUCGGACUGUCCCUGAAGAAACCUUUGCAGAAAAGCUUUCUAAAGCCUUGGAAAGUGUCCUGCCCAUGCACUCUGCCUCUCCACGCAAGCAUCGACGCUCCAGCCUGCCCUCCCUCUCUGUCAGUCCUCCUCAGCAUCCGCGUGGGGGAACACCAACGUUCCCAGAUUCACAGAUAUUUUUCCCAACCGUUCAUGAACGGCCGGUGUCUUUCUCACCACCACCUGUCUGCCCGCCGAAGGUGGCAGUUGCUCAGCGCCGCAAGAGCACUUCAUUUUUGGAAGCCCAAACUUGCCACUUCCAGCCAUUGCUGAAGACUGGCCAGAGUUUAGUUCCACCUGGUGGUAGUCCCACCAAUUGGACACCAGAGGCAUUGGUUAUGCUGGGCACGACAUCUCAUAGAGUCGCUGGAGAGCCUCUGCAUGUGCAAGUUAACCCUGUGUUUGAGCCAGCUCCUGUACACAGUGACUAUAGAUCUGGACCAACACCUCCAGAGGAUGCUCACUACAGAAUGCAUCCAGAAGCUGUAUAUUUGGUGGGCAUGCACUAUCCGUCACAGACACAAGUACAAGGCCAGUCAGCUUCAAGUAGUACAUCGGUACCGUCUCAGCCUGCUCAACACACUCAGCAGAAUGCCCAGCAGCCAGCCUCUUCUCAACAACCUGGACAAUACCAGCUGCAGCAGCCAUCAGUUUCUACUGGUGCCACUCCUACACAAACUGUCUCUCAAACUCAGACUUCACAGGUUAUGCCAAUGCCUCAGGCAGCAGCAGGGACACAGCUUCCUGUUUCCCAACCAGUGUCGAUCAUCCAAGGCGAACCUCAAUUACCUGUUGCAGCACCUUCUCUCACUCAACCUUCAGUUGUCCCAUCAGUCCCUAUUGGUUCUCACUUUCUGCCCGUGGGACAACCCUUGCCAACUUCCAUUGUCCCCCAGUUCUCAGUCUCUCAGUUGCCCGUCGCAGCUCCUCAUGUGUCAGUGGCUCAGCCAGGUUUCCAGUCACUGCCAAUUUCAAUGGCAGGCGGCAUGAAUCAGCCAUUGCUCACGCUGGCAACAUCUGCUGCGGCAUCCGCUGUCCCUGUAGGAUCAACUGUUGUCCCUAGCCAGCUUCCCACGCUGAUGCAGCCUGUGGCUCAGUUGCCCAGCCAGGUUCUCCCGCAGCUCCUGCAGCCGGCUGUCCAGUCCAUGGGAUUGCCAGUCAGCAUUGGACAAGCUGCUGAUGCUUCACUUCCUGCUGGAGAUGCUCUUUACCAGGGCUUCCCAUCUCGGCUGCCGCCUCAGUACCCAGGGGACUCAAGUGUUGCACCUUCCUCUGCUGUGGCUUCUGUUAGCAUUCCUUCUGCCAUACUGUCCCCUCCCUUACCCACAGAUGUAAUGACUCAGCCAGGCUAUAUUGCUCCUGUUGUGCAGCCGUACGUGGAGCAGAACGUUUUAGUUCCUAUGGGCAGCGUAGGAGGACAGGUUCAAGUGCCCCAGCCUACAGUGAGUUUAGCACAACAGGCCUCAUCAGCCUCCUCGCAGCAGGCAGUUGUGGAGCAGAAUGUCAUGCCAAUGUGGGGACCUUGUUGCCACUGGCUGUUCUGUUGGGAAGGUACUCAAGGAGCCUCACAGACUGCUCCUUCAGAGUCUCUGCCAUCAACACAGCCUGCUCAGUCUACCCCUUUGGCUUCCUCUAUGGAUAGUGCACAUUCUGAUGUUGCUUCAGGAAUGAGUGAUGGCAAUGAGAAUGUUCCAGCUUCUAGUGGGAGACAUGAAGGGAGGACUACCAAGCGUCAUAUGCGGAGGUCUGUCCGCAGUCGCUCUCGCCAUGAGAAGACUGCUAGGCCAAAACUGAGAAUUCUAAAUGUUUCAAAUAAAGGUGACCGGGUAGUGGAAUGCCAGCUAGAGACACACAAUCGGAAAAUGGUUACUUUCAAAUUUGAUUUGGAUGGUGACAACCCUGAGGAAAUAGCUUCAAUUAUGGUGCAGAAUGAGUUUAUUUUAGCAACUGAGAGAGACUCAUUUGUGGAACAGGUACGAGAGAUCAUUGAGAAAGCAGAUGAAAUGCUGAGUGAGGAUGUAAGUGUGGAGCCAGAAGGUGAUCAGGGUUUGGAGAGUAUGCAGACAAAAGACGAUGGCUUCAUUCCAGGGUCACAGAAAUUAGAGUUCAAACAGCCAGAUCCUACAUCUUCCAUGCCACAAAGAAUAGGGGUUCCUCCUAGCUCCUUUACCCAGGUUGUCCAUUCUGCGGGAAGACGGUUUAUUGUCAGCCCUGUCCCUGAAAGUCGGUUAAAAGAGCAGGGCUUUUUCACCUCUCCUAUUCCUGGAGGAAAAGAAACUUCAGAUGUGGUUGCUGCAUCUCCACUACAUGGUCCUGGAAUGAAUCUCUCCCACUCUGCAUCAUCACUGAGCUUACAACAAGCUUUCUCUGAGAUUGGGCAUGGUCAAAUGACAGAAGGACCAAGUACAGCUCCUCCAGUGUUUAAUCAAACAAUACCACCAUUUCCACCUGCGCUUUCUACCAUGGCAGGCAGUGGUGCACCUCCUGCAUCUAUAGCUGCUCCUUCGAUAUCUGUUCCUUCUAGCACAGGUGUUUCUCUUCCAAGUUCUGUUACUUUGCCUUCAGAAAAUGCAGCUGUUGGAAUUGCACCAAGUGCAAGUGUGCCAAGCUCUGUUUCUCCGCCUCCGGCCUCACAAUCCGGACAGCAGCUGUCUGGUGGUGUGGCUUCCAGUGUGAGCGCCCCUGCUUCUUUCUCCUUAACUAUCACAUCCCAGCCCGCUCAGCCAGUAACUGGAGACAUUACCCCUAGCAUCAGCACACCAGCUUCUUUGGCACUGCCUGCUACCCAGGUUCCUGGUGUCAGUAGUCUUGGUGUUGUUGCACCAGCUGUGACAUCUCAAUCUACUCCUCAAAUUGUAAGUAGUUUGGCAGCACCGCAGACAUCUGUUGCCCUGUCUCAGGCUCAGAAUGUGGCUUUGCAGCUUCCUCAGCUUACUAGUAGUGGCUCUGUCUCCAGUCUGGCAGAAACAACAGUUGUGAGUGCUCCACAAUCACUACCUGAGAGUGGGCAGUCUGCAGAUAAAUCACAGCCCUCCAAUGCAGCUGGCUUAUCGCUACCAAUCUCUGCACCUUUAUCAUCCUCUGUAGCAACAAGCUUAUGUGGUUCAGUCACUCAGCCAGUGAUACAUCCCUUACUCAUCCCACCAGCAAUUACAUCAACACCUGUCCUAUCCCAGAUUCCAGGUGCAACACCUGUGUUGCCCCAGGUUCCCCUACCUGGUGUCUUACCACAGCCAGUUACUAAUUUGCCUGCAGUACAGCAAACAUUGAUACACAGCCAGCCCCAACCAGCUCCAUUACCCAAUCAACCUCAUAUUCACUGUCUGGAGGCUGACGCUGAUGCUCAGUCCAAAGCACCUGGCAUUGAUGAUAUAAAGACCCUGGAAGAAAAGCUACGGUCUCUCUUCAGUGAACAUGGUAACGUGGGAGCAGCACAUCCAUCAGUAUCUCUGGAGACAUCACUGAUCAUGGAAACUACUGUUAUUCCUGGGAUCCCAACCACUGUUGUUGCACCAACUAAACCCCUGACAUCCGUUAGCACUUGUAUACCUCCGAGCAGUUUGCCUCUUGGACCAGCUGGCUUGCCAGUGCUGACACCAGUCGCCACGCCUGGGCAAGUGAUCACCCCAGUAAGCUAUAUUUCAGCACCAAGCAGCGUUGCAACAGCGGUAGUGAAACCAGGGACCUCUCCCUCGAAGCCCCCUCUUAGCAGGGUACCGGUGCUACCAGUAGGUUCUGAACUUCCAGCUGGCACUCCGUCCAGUGAGCCGCUGCCACCUUUUCCAGGACCUUCACUAACUCAGUCCCAGCAGCCACUGGAAGAUCUGGAUGCUAAGCUGAGGAGAACCCUUAGUCCAGAGACUGUUCCAGUGACAUCAGCUCCUGCCUGUUCUGUGCCCUCAGUAGCAUCUACAGCAGUUACUGGUCUGGUGUCCACAGCAGCACAGUCUCUAAAAGAUGCUUCAGCAUCAUGUGGUGGAGAAAGCAGUGGUAUGGCUUCCACACCAGGAGCUGGUGUUCUUAAGAUGGGACGGUUUCAGGUAUCUGUGGCAGUGGAUGAUGUGCUGAAAGAGAGUGACAAACCUGAGACUAAGCCGCUGCAAUUUGAAACCACCUCCUCUGAUUCCUCCCCUCUUUCUGGGAGCAGUCCAGAAAGUACCUUGGUAAAGCAGGCUGGAGGGCGGAAAAGCGAGGCUGUGGCACAUGGCAUUCCUCAGCCAGUUCCUGUGCUGCAGCUGCCAGUAGAUGAUGGUCAGCCUACUAAGGUUGGACGCUUUCAGGUAACAACAACAACAGAUCAAGUGGGGCGCUUCUCAGUGUCAAAGACUCAGGAUGAGGUCACCUGUGCAGAGAGAGAGCCAAUGACUCUCCCUCUCUCUGUGGACUUGGAACAAGUUGCUUCUUCAGCUGCAGCCCCUAGGAAAGAGUUGGAGUCAAGGCAGUCCCCACAUAUGAACGGUCCGUCCUCUGAACCAGAGGCUGCUUUCUUGAGUGGAAUGGCUAAGGAUCUGGAUGAUGGCUCAGCGAGCCCAGACUCCCUCCAGGCCACAGCAUCAAAAAUCAGCCUCCCUGUUCAGAGUCUUAGCAACUCAUUCAAUUCUUCCUACAUGAGCAGUGACAACGAGUCAGAUAUUGAAGAUGAAGACUUGAAGUUGGAACUCCGUCGAUUACGGGAGAAGCACCUUAAAGAGAUCCAGGAGCUGCAGAGUCGCCAGAAGCAGGAGAUUGAAUCACUAUACACAAAACUAGGAAAGGUCCCACCUGCAGUCAUUAUUCCCCCUGCUGCACCCCUUUCGGGAAGGAGGAGACGACCCACUAAAGGAAAAAGCAGCAAAUCCAGUCGUAGCAGCUCCCAGGGAAAUAAGAGUCCACAGCUGUCAGGCAAUUUGUCAGCUCAGAGUGCACCAUCAGUCUUGCCCCCGCAGCAGACUCUUCAUCCUCCUGGUAGUGUGCCAGAGACUGGACAGAACCAUUUGUUACAGCCCCUCAAACCUUCACCUUCUAGCGAAAACCUCUACUCUGCCUUUACCAGUGAUGGUGCCCUUUCAGUACCAAGCCUUUCUGCGCCAGGCCAAGGGACCAGUAGCACUAAUGCAGUCGGGGCUACAGUGAACAGCCAAGCACCCCAGUCUCAGCCUACUGCUAUUGCCUCCAGCCGAAAAGGGACUUUCACAGACGACCUGCACAAGCUGGUAGAUAACUGGGCCCGAGAUGCCAUGAACCUGUCUGGCAAGAAAGUUGGCAAAGGGCAUAGCAACUAUGAGGGCCCUGGAAUGGCAAGAAAAUUCUCGGCACCAGGUCAGCUCUGUAUCUCUAUGACAUCUUCCCUGGGUGCUACGCCCAUCUCUGCAGCAUCAGCUACCUCUUUAGGUCCCUUCACAAAGGCCAUGUGCCCUCCGCAGCAGUACGGUUACCCAGCAGCGUCUUUUGCCGCUCCGUGGAGCGGGACAAGCGGUCCGGCACAGCAACCACUUGGCCAGUUCCAGCCCGUUGGUGCCGCGUCUUUGCAAAGCUUCAACAUCAGCGGUUUGCAGAAAUCCAUCAGCAACCCUCCAGGCUCCAACCUGCGGACCACUUAGCCCCGCUCGGAGACCGUGCUGGCUAGACCUCGGGACAGGACGUGGGGAGGGAGACGGGGCCCUUUGUCAACUCCUAGUGCUGCAAUGAACUGGUUGCUUGCCAGACUGGGAAUGAAUUUCUCUUUUCCACCCAUUGCUGUUAACUUUCUGUAAAGGGGGCUUCCCCACAUGCUUUCAAGGGGGAGGAGGAUGAUCGGCAUCCUUACGAUGGGACAGUUCUUUUGACUUGAUGGGUCCCGCUCUCGUGUGAAGCGAGAGCCGUGAAGAUCGGUGAUGGGGGCGGUUAACGCAGUCUUGCUGUAACAUUUCUCUGGUUUGAGGCCGAAUCCGCGUAUGUCAAGAUGGGAGAGUUGAAUCCUAGCAUGAGGCUUUAGCACACUUCUCUCCCUGAACAUCCGAGACCAGCUGUCCAAAUCCCCCUCCUCUCCCUCUCCCCACUCGAUCGUAUUUGGCUCCAGAACGAUGGGGCACCCGAAUGGACUUGCAGUGCAGCCCGUGCUUGAUAGGUCAUUACUGCUUUAAGUAAGAUAUUAACAGCUUUGACUGCAGCAUUAGAGCAAUUUAAAUUGUUUAAAAAUUUUAAAAGUUCCCUGCGGACAUGUACUUACCAUCAGUUUUGAUGUGGAAACACUGUGAUAUAUAAAUGUUGUUGGACAACAGUAGUUUAAAAAUGAGUGGAAUAUAGAGGGUUAAAAAAGUUAAAAAGUAAAAAAUGGGAAAAAAAGCUAGCUAUAUCCUUAUACUUAUUGGAGACACUUUAACUUUUUCCUUUGUAUUUUCAUUGUAUUAGAUAAAUAAAUGUGAAUGUAAAAUUGUAUAAAUUAAUGUACUUGAAUACUUGUCUGUUCUCCCAGUAUGCUUGCUGGAUAUUUUAGUGCCUUGGACUUCUAUUGCUUCUGCAGUUAGCGUUGUCUUCCCAGCAGAGCCCAGGUGGACAGAGGGCAAGUUCAGAGAAGGCCGCGUUGGUUGUACCUGUGGAUGGGGGCCUUACUGCCGGCGUAGCGAUAGCGAUACCGCGAUACCGCGUAGAGGAGGUGCAGCGGGUUGGAACCAGGCUCCGUGUGUUGGGAAACUUGGCCGAGGGGGUGAUCUGAUGUUGCUGGUGUGAUGAGGGCCAGGUGGGGUGGGACGGAGGGUUGUGCGUGAAGCCAGGAUGAGACGAAGCGCCGUUGUGUAGAGGCAGGAGGUCUGGAUCAGGAAUGGAGAGGAUGGGGAGAAGGUGUGUCUAUGGGAAGGGUCCAACUUAAGAUGCAGUGUGACUCCACCUGUGAAGUGGUGAAGGUGUUUGGUCAGGAUGUGACUUGAGGGAGAGGUGCCAUUGCUCGUUGGCAUGGGCUUGUCUGCUGGGAUUGCUUUUCUUUCUUUGUUUUGUUGUGUUUUUUGGUUUGUUGGUUUUUUUUUUAUUCAUUGAAGCCAGGAAUAGUCGUCUUGGCAUGAUGUCCAUUGCCGGCAAUGGAUGCACUUGAAACAGCCGGCAUCAAGAAAUUUCCUCAGUCUUAGUUGGAGGAUUUAUGCUCCAACUCUAACAGAUUUCCAGCUGGUACCAGGACUGUAGCCGUCACCUCUUAGUUAGCUGUACUGUACCUUUGCUGUGUUCAUUCUCCCUUUUCAUAUUUAAGAAUACUGGUUUCCUCUACAAAGUUGAAAUAAUACCAGCCAGUAUUUACGGAGUGCUGCAAAGAGCUGUGAAGGAUCACUGCUGCUUCCCAGCACUGGGGCAGCUCGCUGGUGUCCGGAAGUUGGUGCACCCAGAACGUUGUUCCUUGCCCAAAUCAUUUUUCCUGAGAGUGCUGUUUCCCUGUGGAGCCUUAACAGGGAGUUUUUCUGUCUGUGAGUGUUCUCACUUUCAUCUUUUUUUUUAUUUUUUCUUUUUUUUUUCUUCUUCUUUUUUUUUUUUUUUUCCAGCAGUUUUGGCAGCAAGGGCACAUACUGGGUGGAGAGAGAUGCUGGAGAGCAAAAGCCAGCAGCAAAGAGCCUGGGCUCUGAGAUCCUUAGGUUUGGAGGCUCGUUCUUUGUGACCUCAGUGCAGUUGCUGAAGGGGAGAGGAGAGAGGCUCAUGGCAUGAGUGUGGUGGGAAGGGGGGCCCUGCUGCUGAGGUUGGACAGGAAAUCUCUGCUCUGAAUGGUGCAUUGCUUUCCCAAAUACACCCGGUGGGAGGGGAGAGGUGUGCCCGAGGAAAAGGAGCGGUUGUCGGCCCGAGGCAGUGAUGACACACAAGGGAAAUACUCACGACAGGGGAACUGAUGAAGCUGAAUGCAGCACGUGGUUAUUUAAUUUUGAUCUAAUAAGUUUGAGGUUGUUUUCACUUAAUGUUAUGCAAGAACUGGUUUUAUUUACCAUUGAUUCCCCCUCUCCCCCCUUCCUGUGGAUGAAUAACUGAAGUCUAGAGGAAUAAACUAAUGCUACUGAACUGUUAAAUUAUUUUGUUUAAUAUUACACUUUGAGUAUCUUUUUCCACAUAAAAUCUGUUUCUGAAUUA
Molecule: messenger RNA, 10464 nt
Organism: Phasianus colchicus (ring-necked pheasant)
Lineage: Eukaryota; Metazoa; Chordata; Aves; Galliformes; Phasianidae
Source: RefSeq, a predicted model, not a curated record